Molecule: messenger RNA, 882 nt
Organism: Sporisorium graminicola
Lineage: Eukaryota; Fungi; Basidiomycota; Ustilaginomycetes; Ustilaginales; Ustilaginaceae
Exons: 1
Coding region: 1-882 (293 amino acids)
Source: RefSeq, a predicted model, not a curated record
AUGGCUCGACCACGCUUGUCGCUACCCCCUGGAACUGUUCGCUCUCGCCCACCAAAGCGAGGCGCUCGGCCCAACUCGUUUCUCAGCAAGCACUACGCCCUGUUCAAGUCCCUUACUCGCUACACGCUCGACGAACCCGCGGCCCCUUCACCACCAUCUCGCAAACGAUCUCUCGCCGCCAACCAAGCAUUAAGAUUCAAAGCUCGAAAGCUCGAUCGACUUCGACAGCGCUAUCCUGUCGGAGGCGUAUCGUCGUACGCCUGGCCCGUCCCAUUCUCUCCGCUGCGUGCCUACUCGCAAGAGCCAAGCGAGCGAGUCGACGAGCUGGUACAUCAAGUGGUUCGAGACACCUUUGAUGCAGACUAUGCCAUGUUCCGGUCGCCGGCAUGGGUGAAAGAGCACCGGAUCACCAAAGAUCACCUGCAACAUAUCAUUAUCGAUCCCAACCAGGUAGACGAGAGCGCAGCCGCGGCCAAAGCAUUGGUUGAAUCUGUGCUGGGUAAAUUCAUCUCUGGCGUCAAGAGGGGUUCUAUUGGAACAAGUGACUCAGCAGCCAAGUUUGCGGUCAAAGGCAAAGACGUGCGCUCCUCGUCGGAAGCCACCACCGCCGCCGCCUCGGAGAUGAUACAAGAGCCACAGACCACCAGCCCAAUCGUCGACGCUGCAACAAAGACGGUUGAUCCCAAGUUGAACGAAGCCGAGCUCGAUGAGGAGAUCGGACAGGUCGACGGGUACACUUUGGACUGGCGAGAUGUGCUGGACUAUCUUCAAUCCAAGGCGGCAAGCUCGAAAUCAACGCAGUGGAGGAAUUGGCACUUGCUCGCUGCUAUCAUCAGAACUCGGCAGCGCUGCGAGCAGCUGUUUGGCCACCAACCAUCGUGA